GACCGGAUGUUUCUUCGUCGUUCUAAAGUCGUCUUUACUUCACGGCUCCGCUUUCGGUGCAGCGGAAUCUGCCGACUUUUUAGGGCAGACGUUUAGACGGAGAUGUCGACCACCACAAGCCGCGCGCGCCCCCUUCUCACGCCCCCACCCAUUGACUCUCGGUGCUUCUCAUCACAUCUCCUCCCCCUUUGCCUUUUACUCUCUCAUUCCCUCUCUGUGUUUCUGCACAUCUCUUUCUUAACCAGUUGAACCUCCGACGCGUAUGGAUCUAAAUGGUUCAAACCCGGCUUUUCCCGAGGAGGAGACGGCAGAGGCAGACGCCUGACAGAGGAUGGGGUUCAGCCGUCUGCAGGUUCCAGCUGUUGCGUGAAGAUUUGGCGUGAUUGGGAUCUCUCCCCAUAUGAAGACAUAUCCAACCAGGACAAAAUCACACGGACAAGCAAGCACAGGACGAGCACAUACCUGUACAUCCAGAUGGAGUCUGUAAUCCACGGUUCUAAAUUGGAAAAUCAGGCUGAUUAAAGGAUGCCUUUUACCGCCACUCCAAAGCAUCAUGGAAGAUUAAGCUACCAAGAUGUAAAACUUCAUUCAGGAUUUGAAAAGAUCAACAUACCUGCUUCCACUCCAUUAUUUGACAUGAAGGACUGAAGCGGUUGGCAUCAUUAAACAGUAUGGCGGUUUGUAACAGCAGUGUGUUGGAGGUUUGCAUAGCCCAUCCGUCAAACACAUCCAGGCUUUCAGCAGUUGGAUUUAUAAUGAUGCCCAUCACAUUAAGGAUAUCUGUUGCAGUAAUCAUGAUAUUUAUGAUUGCUGUUGGUUUCUUAGGCAAUGCCAUUGUCUGCCUCAUUGUUUACCAGAAACCAGCGAUGCGAUCUGCCAUUAAUUUGCUCUUGGCUACGCUGGCCUUCUCAGACAUUAUGCUUUCAGUUUUGUGUAUGCCUUUCACAGCUGUUACCAUCAUCACUGUCGACUGGCAUUUUGGAUUUUAUUUCUGUCGGAUAUCAGCUAUGCUUUAUUGGUUUUUUGUUCUGGAAGGAGUUUCCAUACUUCUGAUCAUCAGUGUGGAUCGCUUUCUAAUUAUCGUUCAGAGACAAGACAAGCUCAACCCACAACGUGCCAAAAUUAUGAUCACUGCUUCCUGGCUCAUCUCCUUUUGUAUGUCUUUUCCAUCUGUGGUCGGUUGGACUGUGGUGGAAGUUCCAGCCCGGGCGCCCCAGUGUGUUUUGGGAUACACUGAGUCGCUUGCUCAUCGUGCUUAUGCCGUAUUUCUUGUGGUUGCCGUUUUCUUUAUCCCAUUCACUGUCAUGUUGUAUUCAUAUCUUUGUAUCCUUAACACGGUACGCCACAAUGCAGUUAGAAUUCACAACCAUGCUGACAGCUUAUGCCUAAACCAAGUCAAUAAGCUCGGUCUCAUGGGCCUGCAGCGACCCCAUCAGAUGAAUGUAGACGUAAGCUUCAAGACCAGAGCCUUCACCACAAUUCUGAUCCUCUUCAUUGGAUUCUCCGUGUGCUGGCUGCCACACACUGUUGUGAGUUUGCUCUCUGUCUUCAGUCACAGUUUUUACUAUAGCUCCUCUUUCUAUAUUGUUAGUACUUGUGUGCUCUGGCUGAGUUACCUGAAGACUGUCUUCAACCCCAUUAUAUAUUGCUGGAGAAUUAAAAAAUUUAGACAGGCCUGCCUGGAAUUCAUGCCCAAAACUUUCAAGAUCCUUCCCAUAGUGCCUGGGAGAGCCAGAAGAAGAGUACGCCCAAGUACGAUAUACGUUUGUAAUGAGCACCAGUCUGCUGUGUAAUGUAUAGUGGGAUACGCACAGUCAAAGAAGCAAAGAAAAAAAAUGAGUAAACUGGAUAUGAACAUGUAACUCAAGAUUUUCAAAUGAAUAUGUUCAUUUUUUAAUUUUGAAAUGAAUGAAUGUACUAUUUUGUAAAUAUUUUCUGUUGUUGAUUCUCAUUUUUUCCCACAUGAGCAUGAGUAAAACAAACGGUAUUGCUUUUCUAUUUCCAGCUAAAAUUGUGUGAAAUUCUUCACAC
Molecule: messenger RNA, 2031 nt
Organism: Erpetoichthys calabaricus (reedfish)
Lineage: Eukaryota; Metazoa; Chordata; Cladistia; Polypteriformes; Polypteridae
Gene: gpr45
Product: G protein-coupled receptor 45
Exons: 3
Coding region: 672-1793 (373 amino acids)
Biological process (GO): G protein-coupled receptor signaling pathway
Cellular component (GO): membrane
Molecular function (GO): G protein-coupled receptor activity
Source: RefSeq, a predicted model, not a curated record